Molecule: messenger RNA, 1791 nt
Organism: Eublepharis macularius
Lineage: Eukaryota; Metazoa; Chordata; Lepidosauria; Squamata; Eublepharidae
Gene: QRSL1
Product: glutaminyl-tRNA amidotransferase subunit QRSL1
Exons: 11
Coding region: 75-1649 (524 amino acids)
Biological process (GO): mitochondrial translation; glutaminyl-tRNAGln biosynthesis via transamidation
Cellular component (GO): mitochondrion; glutamyl-tRNA(Gln) amidotransferase complex
Molecular function (GO): glutaminyl-tRNA synthase (glutamine-hydrolyzing) activity
Source: RefSeq, a predicted model, not a curated record
UAUAUUCUGGGGCUGACGAUAGAGACGGGUCUGGGGAAGCUUUUAGAAUUUUCGUCCUCUGCUUUGUAGGGGAAAUGCUGCGCGCCUCGCUCCGAGAGAUUUCUGCAGCAUUAAAAGAAGGCCAAGUAAGUCCAGUAGAGCUCUGUCAGAAAUGUCUUGCCUUAGUCAAGGCCACCAAAUUUCUUAAUGCUUAUAUCACUGUAGCAGAAGACACAGCAUUAAAGCAGGCUAAAGCAUCUGAAAAGAGAUAUAGACAAGGUCAGAGGCUGGGAGACUUAGAUGGAAUUCCUAUUGCAAUGAAAGACAACUUCAGUACAAUGGGUAUUGAAACAACAUGUGCAUCCAAUAUGCUAAAAGGUUACAUUCCCCCUUACAAUGCAACCGUAGUUCAGAAAUUGCUGGAUCAAGGAGCUAUACUUGUUGGAAAAACAAACCUAGAUGAGUUUGCUAUGGGCUCUGGAAGUACUGAUGGGGCAUUUGGGCCAGUGAGAAACCCCUGGAGUUAUUCACAACAAUAUAGAGAAAAGUGUGUCCGAAACUCCAGCAUGCAAAAUGAGGACUGCAGCUGGCUGAUAACAGGAGGGAGCUCUGGAGGCAGUGCAGCCGCAGUAUCAUCGUUCACAUGCUUUGCGGCACUAGGAUCAGAUACAGGGGGAUCAACCAGAAACCCAGCCUCUCUGUGUGGAGUUGUUGGUUUGAAGCCAACAUAUGGCGUAGUUUCCCGUCAUGGCCUCAUUCCGCUUGUGAACUCUAUGGAUGUGCCAGGCAUUUUAACAAGAUGUGUGGAUGAUGCAGCGACCAUAUUGGGAGCACUUGGUGGGCAUGAUCCAAAAGACUCAACCACAGUACAGGACCCUUUUCAUCCAUUCCACCUACCCAGUAUGACAGACAUGAAUAAUCUUUGCAUAGGCAUACCAAAGGAAUACAAUGCACCAGGAUUGUCAAGUGAAACGUUAGCAACGUGGUCCAAGGCAGCCAUCCUCUUUGAGAAAGCAGGUGCCAAAGUGGUUGAAGUGAGUCUGCCCCACACUUGUUACUCAAUUGUCUGUUACCAUGUGCUGUGUGCAGCUGAAGUAGCAUCAAACAUGGCCCGAUUUGAUGGUCUGGAAUAUGGGCAUCGCAGCAGUGCUGACAAAUCCACUGAAGCCUUGUAUGCAGCAACACGCCGGGAAGGCUUUAAUGAUGUUGUAAGGGGAAGAAUUCUAUCAGGAAACUAUUUCUUGCUAAAACAGAAUUACGAGAGCUAUUUUAUUAAAGCCCAGAAAGUGAGAAGACUCAUUGCUUCUGAUUUUGCAAAAGUCUUCAGUUCUGGUGUUGAUGUGCUGCUUACUCCAACUACUUUGGGCCCCGCUGUGCCAUAUACGGAGUUCAUCAAGGAAGACAAUAGAACCCGCAGCACUCAGGAUGACCUUUUCACUCAGGCUGCCAAUAUGGCUGGGCUGCCAGCUAUAAACGUUCCUUCAGCGCUCUCUGAAAGAGGCUUACCGAUUGGGCUGCAAUUUAUUGGUCGUGCAUUCUGUGAGUUGCAGCUUCUCAAUGUAGCUAAAUGGUUUGAAGAGCACGUUCAAUUCCCUGCCAUACAGCUACAGGGGAUAAUGGAUCCAGUUGAUGCUGUCACUCAAGAGGAGAAAUCAGCAUCUUUUCCCUGAUAUAAGACUGGAAGUUAUUAACUAUACAGAUUCUGGAGCAGCCCAUGUCUGUGUUCAAAGUGUCAAGAAUACAAUUUCUGUAUGAAUGAUACUCUGAUUCAAGAAGCAAACACAAUAAAUAAUAAACAAAUAAAAAGGGAAA